UGUGACGUUUGAUAGCACACAAGGUAUUCUAAUACCCAUGGAGUCUUGGGGGCGUCGGAGAGCGCCGCUCCUUCUUCACGCGCCGAGAGCCGCUCCUCCUUGACGUGUCAGGGUGGCGGCGAGAGGGGCUCCUCCUUCACGCGGCGUCCGAUUUGGACGCCAUGGUUGCGUGGGGGAGAGCGGGGAGGGGCGUGGGCUCCGGUUUGACGUGGAGGAGCGUCUCAGGUGGCGUCAUCGGGCCGUUAACGUGGAAGACGGAGCGACGGAGCAUGACCUCCAUCUGCUGCUCGUACUCAUCAUUAGUCACGGCGUAGAGUGCACCCCACGUCGCCGACUGUUGCGGCGGCGACUGGUCCUCGCCACCAAAGGAGAUGACGAUCUCCUCCUUCGUUGAGGAGCCGGCCGCUAACGAGGACGACGUCGCCACGAACAUCCGGAGCACGUUCCGGAGUCGCCGCCUUCCGGCGCCGAGGCCCACGACUUGCCCAUCGCCGGAGUUGUGGAGGAUGAGGGGUGGUGAGGACGAGGACGUGCAGAGCGACACGGUGAGUACGAUGUGGACGGCGCCGGAGCACGGCUUAUAAAGCCUCGCCCAGGUCGUGCGAACGGACGGUCAACCGCUUCAAUGUGUCGCAAUGGCCAGAGUUGGUACCUUGGAAAGCUGCGCCCGCAUUGAAGCGGCGUCUCACGAGAGGUCGCGUCGGUCAGCGCCGCCCUCCCGUCCGAUCACAUCACGUGGCAUCAAUGUCGGCCGCUGCAUGCUCUGAGCUGGCAUUGAUGCGGUGCGGGAAGUGGCGCGUGCAUCGGAAGGAAAGCAAAGAAGAGGCGGGUGGAGUUGUUUGGUGGGCCAGGUUAGUCAGACGCGAACGUGACAGCGGUCCGGACGCCCGCAAGGUCCCCCAGUUUGUCUGCAGUUUGCGAGAAAAAACAUGUCCAGAUCGUCGAGCGGAUCGAUAUACGACCGCGUUGGAUGGCAAAACAAGUCUGAUCCAAACGGUUGCGGACGAUUCGAGGAUCGGCGUUGAAGGCCCUAGAAUACGUCAUCUACCUUAGAAUACAUCAUGCUCUUACGCCUUCUAUGUGGAAACGUUCGCCGUGCGCCGUCCAGAACCCAGUCCAUAUACAUUGACUUUCUAUUUCCAUCGCUGUCUCCCACUCUCUUCCCCCAAAAGUUGAGUGUGACGUACGCUUCCCCCUCCCGUCCCGCACCGAGCAUCGGCAGGAGCAUUCAGAGUAGCAUUCAUUCAGGCAAGCAGACAAUCACCGCGACAGACGACGAGCAGCAGCACACACCCAUAAACCAGAAGCGGCCGUCCAAGCCAAGGCGCCCACAGGACGCCACCAAGAACUCGGAGCCACCUUCCAAUCGACCGAGCCCCCUCCAUCCCCCGCCGAUCUCUCGAGCUCCCCGGCCGCUCCCUCCCGCGGCGGCGCGCAAUGGGGGCCGCCGCCGAGGACGCCGUCAGGCAGCUCGGCAUCCUCAUGGAUCAAGUGGACGCGCCGCUGAGGAGGACGUUCCAGAAUGUGCACCAAGGCCACCCUAGAGAAACAAUGUUGCGCUUUCUCAAGGCUAGAGAAUGGAAUGUUUCCAAGGCUCAUAAAAUGCUUGUAGAUUCUUUGAAUUGGAGGAUUGAAAAUGAAAUUGAUAGUGUAUUGGAGAGACCUAUACUCCCAGUAGAUUUAUACAGAUCAAUACGUGAUUCACAACUUGUUGGACUCUCAGGAUACACCAAGGAGGGUCUUCCAGUUUUUGGCAUUGGUGUUGGUCAGAGCACAUAUGACAAAGCUUCGGUGCACUACUAUGUGCAAUCUCAUAUUCAGAUUAACGAAUACCGUGAUCGCAUAAUUUUGCCCAUGUUGACGGAAAAGUUUGGACGCCCGAUCACCACUUGCGUUAAAGUUCUCGACAUGACUGGUUUAAAGUUGUCAGCACUGAGCCAAAUGAAGAUGCUGAGUUCAAUAUCAACUGUUGAUGAUCUGAACUACCCUGAAAAGUCAGAGACAUAUUACAUAGUUAAUGUUCCAUAUAUAUUCUCUGCAUGCUGGAAGGUUGUGAAGCCCCUAUUGCAGGAGAGGACAAAAAAGAAGGUUAAAGUUUUGAGUGGUUGUGGGAGAGAUGAACUUCUAAAGAUUAUGGACUACUCAGCUCUCCCCCAUUUCUGCCGACGAGAGGGAUCAGGCUCAUCCAAGCAUUCAUCUUCCAACGCCGACGAUUGCUUCUCCCCAGACCAUCCUUUCCACAAAGAGCUCUACGAGCUCACCAACCAGCAAUCGUCGCACAAGGAGCUCCUCAAGAUGGGAUCAUUGCAUGUGAGCAUCCCGGAGCCCGACCCAAACGAUGCGAAGAUCGUGGAGGUGAUCCAGGCCGAGUUCCACAAGAUGGGGGAGCAGAAUGGGUCGACCAACGGCCACAAGGUUUGACGCUGCGCCACCACCGAAGACGGCCAUAUGCAUGCGGAGCACCUUAACCAAUGCAAGCCACCUCCGAUGAAACUGACGAUUUAACCUGUCCAUGUUGGUUGUAUCCCCCCGGCCCCCUGGGGGGAUAUAGUAGCGAAGGCUCCGUGAUGCAUAGGGUGAUGCCGGCCUGGGAUCAUAGCUGGAAGAGAUGAACCGGACAGUGUAUAUUCAUUAGCAUAGAACCUGCAUAUGUUAAACUGGUACUGGUACUAUAACAAGAUCCAUGGAUGAUGGAUGUUUAUUA
Molecule: messenger RNA, 2704 nt
Organism: Triticum urartu
Lineage: Eukaryota; Viridiplantae; Streptophyta; Magnoliopsida; Poales; Poaceae
Product: phosphatidylinositol/phosphatidylcholine transfer protein SFH2
Source: RefSeq, a predicted model, not a curated record